AAUUAGAGUAGGCAACAGUAUAACUUUUUGUAUUUUUUUAAGACCGGUUUAGAAGUUUCUUAAAAUAAUUUAUUAAUUAGAGCCAUAAAAAAUACAAUGUAUAAACAACUAAAUAAUCUGUAAUAUAAUCUUCUAUGUUUAUUGAGUUUUCUUUAAAAUAUGUGUCAUUUCUUGGUGGUAAAAUUGGACAAUAGUCCUUAAACUACUUGAUUAUGGUUGAUAUCUCAAUUUUGGGAAAAUACCCUGCAAAAGGGCCAAGGAUGGGAAUGUUAUUCCGACAUACAUUGCAAAUCUUCAUCAGCUCUAAAAAGAAAGGUACGGAGAAGGUGAAACUAUCAUUUAUGGUUUUUAAAACAUAUGCCCGAGUUAAGCAAAAAUUAAUUGAACAUAACAGGCAUUGGAAAAUCGAAAGAAAAUCCAUAAAGUCAUCAGCCAAUAGGAUCGCUUUGUGUGACCGAAGCUUCGUUCUUGGUUCAGUAUCGGCCAUUUUCCUUGGCGUCACUCGCUCGUGA
Molecule: messenger RNA, 512 nt
Organism: Nezara viridula (southern green stink bug)
Lineage: Eukaryota; Metazoa; Arthropoda; Insecta; Hemiptera; Pentatomidae
Source: the annotation of a GenBank genome assembly